CCUUCCUCUCACCUGUUCUAUUCUUCUAUUGUCUUUUUUUUUCAGGACAAAAUGUACUAUAUUUUUGUUUCAGACUGACAACCUUGCAUUUCUCUAAAAUCAGUUUAAUAUUUUCAAGGAUACAGCAUACAGUCCAUAGUCCAAAUAAUUGUGUCUGUCCAUCUGUCUCUUUUACAUGACUGAAACAUAUGUGAUGCUUCCACCGCAUCUGCCGCUGCUGCUUUACAGUAAAGCUGUUUGUUUUUCCUGCAGUAGGACUCCGGUUGACUGUCUGCAGAACGCUGGUGUCCUGGAGUGGCACAUCAGUUUGGUCAGUUCGCCCAGCACUCCUUCCUCCUCUUUCUCCCUCCCUUCCUCUUUCUCUCACUUCCUCGUUCUCAUACUACCAGCCACUUGAGAAAAGAGAGAAGCCCUGCUUCAUGGCUUAGAGAAUGAGCUCUGCCUCUCAGCUGCAGACCGAGAGCAGAGAGGAGAACAGAGAGAAGGGGAGAGGAAGGAGUAAAGAGGAGAGGAGAAAGGCAGCGACACACUUGCAUCUGUUGUGGCAACCAAGAGGCAAAUGAGAGUGUGAGAGAGGCAGAGAGAGUAUGCCAGAGUGAGAGGAGAGAGAGAAAGAGAGAGGAGAUGUCAGACAGCCGUGUCCUUGAGAACUGCACCACAACUCUUUGAAGAGAGCCGGGAGACGUAUCUGAGGCCUGAACACACCUUACAGCAAUUACCCAGAAGCAUAUCAGAUCACAGAAGUUAGAAUAGCUGACGAAACAAAGGAAAAAGAAGAAGAGGACACAUAAUGGAUACCUGCCCGUAACAUCAUGAAUGAACUUAUCGAAGGGGCCAUUGGUGAACAGCAGCAGUGAAGAUAACUCCAAGUCAACUUAUGGUAAAUGCGGCGCUGGCGCCUGGAGGAUGCACCAGAGCUACGAUCCACUGGAGGCCAACCACAUGAGAGACGCACAUGCCCUCUACAACCCCAGGCUUCUCUGCAGAAUGUCCAGUAAGGAGCGCCACCUUGAGUCCAACUGUCCGUCCUCUUAUAUAAAGACUGAGCCGUCUAGUCCUGCCUCCCUGACUGACAGUCUAAACCAUCACUCCCCUGGUGGCUCCAGUGACGCCUCAGGCUCCUAUUCGUCCACGAUGAACGGCCACCCCAAUGGCUUAGACUCCCCGAGCCUUUAUGGCUCCAACGCAGGGCCCCUGGGUCCUGCCGGUGGCCCCGGAUCAAAGCGCUAUGAGGACUGUUCGUCAACUAUUGGGGAAGAUUCACAGAUUAAGUGCGAGUACAUGUUGAAUUCAAUGCCCAAGAGGCUGUGUCUGGUGUGCGGGGACAUUGCGUCAGGGUACCACUAUGGAGUGGCAUCCUGCGAGGCCUGCAAGGCCUUCUUCAAACGCACCAUCCAAGGCAACAUUGAGUACAGCUGUCCAGCCACCAACGAGUGUGAGAUCACCAAGAGGAGACGCAAGUCGUGCCAGGCCUGCCGCUUCAUGAAGUGUCUGACUGUGGGCAUGCUGAGGGAGGGUGUUCGUCUGGACAGGGUUCGUGGUGGAAGACAGAAGUAUAAGCGCCGGAUAGAUGCAGACAACAGUCCAUACCUGAACCCACAGCUGGCUCUGCCACCCAAGAAGCCAUUUGCCUUUGGCUGCCUUGCAGAUAACAAAAUCGUCUCUCACCUGCUGGUGGCUGAGCCAGAGAAGAUUUACGCCAUGCCUGACCCAACAGUACCAGACAGCGACAUCAAGGCCCUGACUACGCUGUGUGACCUGGCGGACAGAGAGCUAGUGGUCAACAUCGGCUGGGCCAAACAUAUCCCAGGUUUCUCUACGCUGUCUUUGGCAGAUCAGAUGAGUCUACUGCAAAGCGCAUGGAUGGAGAUCUUGAUCCUGCGUGUCGUGUACCGCUCACUGUCUUUCGAAGACAAGUUGGUGUAUGCUGAGGACUACAUAAUGGACGAGGACCAGUCAAAGCUGGCUGGACUUCUGGACCUGAACAAUGCCAUCCUUCAGCUAGUCAAGAAAUACAAAACUAUGAAACUAGAGAAGGAGGAAUUUGUCACUCUCAAGGCCAUUGCUUUGGCUAACUCAGACUCCAUGCACAUUGAAGAUGUGGAUGCAGUGCAGAAACUCCAGGAUGUGCUCCACGAGGCCCUGCAGGACUACGAGGCUUCCCAGCACCAGGAGGAUCCCCGCCGGGCGGGCAAGCUGCUCAUGACCCUCCCCCUGCUCCGCCAGACGUCCACCAAGGCUGUACAGCACUUCUACAGCAUCAAGCAGGACGGCAAAGUCCCAAUGCACAAACUCUUCCUGGAGCUGCUGGAAGCCAAGGUCUGAGGACGGGGGGGGGGACAGAUGGAAGGACAGCUACACACCAGUCUGAACCACCCGAGCUUCAACACAAACUCUAAACAACAACUUUGAAUGACCUCUUGCUCUUUUACAUGCACACACUCUUACACACAUGCGCGCACACACACAGAAAUACGACCCUUAAGUACUGUAUGUCUGCUGACACAUCCCCCUAUGAAUAAACAAGUCACCUACAUCUCUUACCUGAACCCCAAAACCUCCACCGGUGUUUGACAAAAGGGCGCUCACUUGACCUUUUGUUUUGGGGAAGAUGCUGAGAGACUGACAUGACCCCCCUAUUACCAAGGGAAGAAGAUAUUUCCUUUUAAAACUAAUAACAACCAAUUAACAGUUACUGUGGUGACUCGGAACAAUGACAAUGGCGAAAACAGUCACUUAUGCAUUUAAUAACGAUUAAGAUGUUAUUUGCGACAAAUGCUUAAAUGAGGACACAUUUAAAAAGAAACUGAAAAAACUCUUCGUUUUAGUUCUGAGAGACUGUAAGACUGCACUCGUGUCUCCUUUUCCCGACCUAUUUCCCCCACAGAGUUUUUUAAGUGUUCGAGAAGAAAACGAGUGGAGGAAAAAAAGAACACUGAAGAAGUAUUAAUGACGUUUGUUGUCAAAUUACAUGUAUAAUGAAAUUUGGAUGGAUGGACAGAGAGAAAAGAAGAGGAGAUUUGCCCUGCCAAAGAAUGGAAAUCAUCCAUUCAGAGGAUGCCAGCAAACUUUACUGUCAUAACCCGAAACUGUUUCUGGUUUUAUAAAACAGUGGCUUUUAAUCCUGGGCCUCAAGAACGAGAGUACUGCUGGUUUUCUGUUUCACCCAGUUUUUUCAAAUUGUUAUGGUUAUAAUGAAAACCAGCAGGACUUGAACUUCCAAAGGACCAGAGUUGGAAACCACUGCGGUAAACACUUUGUGGUUCUCCCUAAAUUCAGUUCCUGGUUUCCCAUGAUUCCCCCUGCUUCAACUACAACUUGACUAUUUGUUGUAUUUGUUGAGGACCAUCGAUCCUGGCCUCACAAACCUGUCAGUAUUACCACAGUAUUAGUGUUUGCACACUUCAUAAAGCUAAAAAUGGUUUCAGAUAUUCAAACCACUUGAGGCGUGAUUUAUUGACAGUUUAUAAGUAAAUAAAAUAUCCCUCACAAAUGGCCUGACAUCAGACUUGAUCUGUACCGUGAAGAAUGGUUUCCAACUGGUAGAUGUAGGCUGACUUCACAUUCUCUAUGACGCUCUAUAUUCUGUCAAACGCCGCUCUUGCGUUUGUCUGUUUGAAACAUUUUCAGCUCCUCAGUGGCCCGGAUUUGCAGCUCACCACACACACACCAAGUCAGUAGAGAUUUCAGCCCAUCAAUGUGCCAUUAAGAAUAGCCCAGCACAUGCUCAUCACCCGUCCAAACUCCCAAAAAAACUGCAACUUCAGUACGACCCUCCUCGCUCUGUUGCGUUCACAACUUCCAGAUCAUCUCUUGUGUCAGGACGGAGAUAUUUUAUGUGAUUUGUUCAGGGAGUGAUGUGGGGGGGAGGAGCUUUAGUCACUCAACGCAAUACAAACCAGAAGGAAAGGUGUGCUGACGAAACUGACUGAAGAACAACUAUUGUUGCUUUGAAACUGCUUUUUCUUUUUUUUUUUCUUAAUUUCUAUCUUGAAAAUAAUCUUAGCGAUGAUACCAAUAUUAGGGUUGUAAAUAAUUGUCAUCCUGUAUAUGACAUAUAACACGGCUUUGUUUUUUUGUUAUUAAUAUUGUCUUCUUAAAACUGAAUCAAUCAAUAUGUCUUUCCUUUUUUUUUUCUAUCAGCUUGACCACGUUCAGCAAUUAUCAUAUAUAUAUAUAUAAAUAUAACAAGUAAUAAUGUAUUAACAAAUCAGCGUUUAUCUUAGAAACUCUGAGCAAUAGUGGUUUUAAAAGGAGGGGUUUGUGCAUAUGGACUAAGUCUGCAAUAUUAACAUUACGUGCCAGUCUUAAAUUAAACGGGAGGAGAGGGGGGGAGAGAGAGAGAGAGAGAGAGAGAGAGGAUGGGUUUUGAGGAGAGUUUGUAGCUUCUCUUUCUUUCUGUGUAACUUGCCAUAAGCUAUUAGAUAACAGUCAACAAUUACUUUCUCGGAGACAGUCAAAAAUAAGGACCAGGAACAUCAACGUGAGAUGCUUUCAUCACAUUAUGGCAGGAAAGAUGUCUGAGGAAUGAGAGUCAAAGAACAAGAAGCUAAAAACUCAAAGAUCCAAUACCCAGUUUGCAGUUAACUCAUGGCUCUGAUGUUUGCACCUUUCCUGUGACCGAGCUCUUUUCUGCUGUCACAUUUAAUCUGAGUAAAACAAGACGGUUAUUUAUUUAAAAUCAACAGUGCAAUAAUAACAGUUUUCGUCCAUUGCAUCCUGAAGGGUGUGUAGUGUAUUUCGUCGGCCAUGUAGACGAGUGUUUGGGACCAUCAGAGCAACCUGACUGAGAGAUCUGGCGCUGGCAGAAACAAUAUCAGAACAACACGGCACUGACUGCUUUAUGUGAGCUCACUAUUCGACUUCCUGCUGUUCACUUUAUUUUAACAAUUCAAAGAAAAUUUCUAAGUGCUUUAACACCAUCAGUCCUACCAUAAACUAUCUGAAUUAAUAUAAAUGAAGGGGGAUUAAUCACAUGCAUUUUUACUGCUAAUCAUAACUUAUCUAUUUCCUAACUGUCUAGCUUGUGUUGUAAUGUAAAUCAGCUACUUGACCUGUGUUAAGAUUUAACAAACCAGGUCAUGUAGGACAGUAUUUUUUUUUUUAGAAUGUGACUUAAUUCACCUGCAACUAAAUCUGCAGCUGUCACAGACUUCAAAUGGCCACAGUGUUAUUUGAUAGUGAUUUCCAGUCAGUUCAGAUGAAACGUCUACAUGCAGGAAACGGAAAAAGUCGAGCUGACAGAAAGCAUUUUAUAGUCAAGUGAAGAAACAUUGAUUUCAUUGUUAUGGCGAGGAUGCAUACUGCAUAGUUGACCGAUCACAGCUUUAACAGGCGAAGACAGUCGAGGGAUUUUUUUUAAAAAUAUCAUUAUUUGUGUAAUUUCUAAUGCCGAAUAAGAAUGCCAAAAUGUUUAAUCUAGAUGACGGUGUAAUCUAAUAUAAAAUGGCAACUUGUCACAGCUGAGGAGUGCUGCGGUUUAAGUGUAGUUGAUCUCUAACAUCACACGCUCUGUAUCAAACAUCAGUAUUAUUAGUAAGGGGUAUUUUCUCAGCCUUCUUAAACAUUGUAUAUUGUAAAUUAUACAGAUUAUAAUUCAAACAUAAGACAUUUUAUUGGAAACAAAAGCGAGAAAAAAAAAAGAACAAAAAAAAUGUAGUUCAGCCUCGAUGUGUGUUUCAUGUUCGCUGUUUUUUCUAUCAAGGAUAAAAAACAGUUUCUUUUGUUUUGUCUGUUUUUGUUUUCAAGUCCUCUUUCUUUUUUGGAUCUUUUCCUCUUCUGUUGAGUCCUCUUAAGGCGUUGCUGUGUACUUUUUCUUGUGGUGAUUCCCGUUCUUGUGCCGUGUGCUUCUUCUUUAGACGACACAGAGUAGAGUAGAGGCCAUGUUGUCUGUCUGUCGGAUCAGCCCGCUGAGGGUCUGGGUAACGGAUUCUCUCACAAUGAACCGAACCGGAUAUUAAGGCUCUUCUUCUAGAAACUUACUAGACCACCAGGAUCAAAUUACAGUACUCAUCUUUACCAAACUAUACAUAAAUAAUGAAAUAUUUAGUAUCUAAAUGAAGAAACACCUUACAAGUAUUUAAAAGGGAUCAUUUGUGUAACUUUCCUGUAGAAUAAACAAUAUACUGUAUAUCUUUAGGUUUAAAUAAAGAUGAAAUGAAAAGGGCAUUUGAGUAAUAAUUCAGAACUGUAGGUGACUCUUCUUUGAUAAACUCGCUGUACAUAACUGCCUUCCAUACAGCUCGGCAAAAUAUGAAGAUAAACCUUUUUUUUUUCUUAAAAAUAUUUUCAUUGUUUUCUGUUUUUUCAGCUCAUUUCUGGAAAAAUAUCUUGCUUUACGACAAAGAGUGAAAAGUGAUCGGACAGAUGAAGGUUGAUGGGAAAAGAAUGUUAAAAAAAAGCUUGACAUGUUUAGUUUGCACUUGCUGUUUCUCUUUAACAUGCGCUCAUUAUUACAUUGUGGGACACGGUUCUGCAUUGGGCCCAGAAUUAAGAACCACAAGAAAAUUCUCAACAUCCUUUAAUGAACAUGUUAUUAUACUCAUUGUACCUCUUUAUACCCAUUUAUAGAUUUAUAGAUUCUGCGCUACAAAUGGCAUAAAUUCAAAUAUUCUAGGGCUCAUCAAUGGUCUUAAACAUGAACAUGUAAUGUUUUAGAAAAAAUAUUGCACAGGUGCAUACAAGAUAUUUGUAGGUGAAGUCCCCUAUGACUGAGUUUCCUAUUUUGAUUGUUACUGACACUAACUUCUGGAUGUCAGAAAGACGUUGGUGUUAACUGUUAGCUACUGUACAUUAAUCUACACACAACUUAUGGGAGAAAGUUGCUGUUUUCUUACUAUUGUUUCUCUUCUGUUACUGUUCUCUGCUGUUUGUAUUUAUUUGUCAAACCAAUCCUGUGUGCUCCUGAUGAAAGAUGUUACAAGUCUCCCUGAGGUGAUCAAGGCUGAGCUGAAUUUGGCUAAUAGCCAUGUUUUAAAAUGUUUCUACUAUUAGCAAAUGCUGCUAUGUAGAGAUGAUUCAAAACAAAUUAAAUAUCAUAUAUUUAUCAUAUGUAGUUAAUUGAAAGUGAUUAAGACAUCACAGUUAUUUAUCCCAGAGCAGAAUUAAGUUUUAAGUUUCUCUCUUGAUAGGAAAUGGGUCACUGUGUGCCACUUUCUUUUGCUAGUCAAAGUUAUAGGUAUGCAAAAAAUGCAGGACCCGACUAAAAACUAUGACCAGCCAGAAUCAGGAGGGAGACUGUGUGUUUCUUUCAGAGGCUUUGAUGUAACAAACUGCUCAUAUCAAGGAUAUUAUUUAGAUGAACAGGACAAGAGUGUUUUCCCAUGUGCAAUUUUUUUUUCUUGUUAAAAAGCAAUAUUUUGAGGACUGUACUUCAACGAGGCAAGAGUUGCACUUGUUUGUGUUGGGUUAUAGAUCCGAAUGCUGAUGUAGCUAUUGGAAUUAUUCUGCAGUUAGUAUUAAAACCAUUUAAAUAACAAGGUGAUCAAUGUUACAACAAAGUAAACUGGUGUUUUCUCUGAGGAGCGGUGGAAGAAGGACUGGAUGGGGUUUUUUUUUUUGCAGAGCCACUGAUGGAAAGAGUUUGACCUGGUUGCACUUUUAGGAACCAUGUUAUUUCCCUCAUCUGGAACUAAGAUCCAUUAGCUGCAAAUACUGUAUGUAGUAAUACUUCAGCUGAAACAGAACGAUGAGCUAUUUAGCCAUCGCAACAAAGCAGGAUUGUCCAUCUUCCAUGGCUGCCCCUGAAAACUGCUGAGGCCAAACUGUGUCUGUCUACAGCUUUACAGUGUUUAGUCAUUUAGUUGUAUUUAAUCCCCAAAUGUAACUGCCACAUGUGCUGCAGCUAACUCUGCGGCCCGAAUCUGCAAAUAUGAAGUAAAUAUUUAAGGGAGAGAGAAAGUCGAUUUUGGUAAAAAGGAUAUUUAAAGAUAAAAAAGACCCUUGCGUGGUGGAGAAGAGUUGCGGAUGAGAGAAGACCCUGUAGUGUAAUUAAAAACAUGUCCGUAGAUUUUAGAUGUGCUUCACAUCAGUAAAUGAAAAAAAAUAAAAAAUAAACAAUUACCUGUAUAUUUUUGUGAUGUGUAUCAUACAAGUGUGCUCCAACGAUAAUGUCCAUUUGUGUAAAUGUAUUUAUUUCACAUUGUAUAUAUUGUUCAAUGCAAAAAGAGAGACCUAUGAUUCUGUAACUUAAACUACUAUGGGUUGAAACAUUACAUGUGUUACUCCAGACUAUGCCUUUCAGGAUUAUUACAGUAGAGCAAUAUCAAUUAAAACCAGGCUUCCAGUUUU
Messenger RNA from Thunnus maccoyii (southern bluefin tuna), 8289 nucleotides. It is a transcript of the gene esrrga, whose product is annotated as estrogen-related receptor gamma a. The transcript has 11 exons. The coding region runs from base 817 to 2325 and encodes 502 amino acids. The record is from RefSeq and is a predicted model, not a curated record. Gene Ontology annotation, molecular function: sequence-specific DNA binding; zinc ion binding; nuclear steroid receptor activity. Lineage: Eukaryota; Metazoa; Chordata; Actinopteri; Scombriformes; Scombridae. Gene Ontology annotation, biological process: regulation of DNA-templated transcription. Gene Ontology annotation, cellular component: nucleus.